This is a messenger RNA of Cucurbita pepo subsp. pepo (vegetable marrow), 1025 nucleotides long. Lineage: Eukaryota; Viridiplantae; Streptophyta; Magnoliopsida; Cucurbitales; Cucurbitaceae. The record is from RefSeq and is a predicted model, not a curated record.
AUGGACUCCAUCCAGCACAUCACCGUUAAAACCAACGGCAUUAAACUGCACGUCGCCGUCGCCGGAGCCGGGCCGCCAGUUCUCCUCCUGCACGGCUUCCCGGAGCUCUGGUACUCAUGGCGCCACCAGAUUGAUUUCCUCUCAUCCACCGGGUAUCGAGCCAUCGCCCCGGACCUCCGCGGCUACGGCGACUCCGACGCGCCGCCGUCCUCCGACAAGUACACCGCCCUGCACAUCGUGGGGGACCUGGUGGGGAUGCUUGACGAAAUGGGGAUUGAGAAGGUGUUUUUGGUGGGCCAUGAUUGGGGCGCCUUAAUCGCUUGGUAUUUCUGCUUGUUUAGACCGGAUCGGAUCAAGUCCGCCGUGAUUUUGAGCGUCCAGUAUUUUCCUAGAACCCCAACGCCCUUUAUUCAAGGCUUCAAAGCUGCUCUUGGGGACCAAUUCUACAUGGUCCGUUUUCAGGAACCCGGAAAGGCGGAGGAAGCGUUUGCGUCAGUAGAUAUACGAGACUUUUUCAAGAACAUAUUGUCAAAUCGUGACCCACGAGCUCCCUACUUACCUGGUGAAGUCAAAUUCAAAGGGGUUCCACCGCCGCCGCUAGCACCGUGGCUCACACCUCAAGACAUCGAGUUUUACGCCGAAAAGUUCACUCAAUCCGGGUUCACCGGCGGCCUCAAUUACUAUCGUGCUUUUGACCGGACUUGGGAGGUGACGGGGGCAUGGGCGGGGGCGCAAAUACAUGUGCCAGUGAAGUUCAUAGUGGGGGAUCUGGAUCUGACGUACUAUUUUCCAGGAGCUCAGGAGUACAUCCAUGGCGGCGGGUUCAAGAGGGACGUGCCUGGUUUGGAAGAAGUGGUUGUAAUGAAGGACACCUCUCAUUUCCUGAACCAAGAAAGGCCUUCUGAAAUCAACUCCCACAUUCAUAGUUUCUUCAACAAAUUCUGUUGAUCUUAUUCCUCUUCUAUGUGUGUGUAUCAAAUAAUAAGUAUUUUAGACACUAGUUGUCUAAAUUUCUCUCUCCUCCA